Molecule: messenger RNA, 528 nt
Organism: Bursaphelenchus okinawaensis
Lineage: Eukaryota; Metazoa; Nematoda; Chromadorea; Rhabditida; Aphelenchoididae
Source: the annotation of a GenBank genome assembly
AUGCGACUUUUAAAUAAGAAGUUCUUGCAGAGGUAUUUUGGUAUCUACUCCGAUGUCAUGAAGUCUCCUUACUAUAUCGACGUGCUCAAGCUGUAUAAAACGGUAAGGAUGAUGAUGAUUUGUGAAGUUUUAUGUUGUUUUCGUUAAGCUUUUUUAAAAACUAAUUUUUAGCUGUUGAUGGUUUAAAAUUUUAGGUAUUAGUAGAAGUUCGGUAAGAUAUUUAAAAAUAUAGGGUAGGAUUGUGAUUUUUAAGUCUGAACAAGACAGUGUUAAUAUCUCCAUUUGCAGCUUCGUUUUAUGGGCCGAGACUACCCAAAAGGAGCCGAUUACUUCAACGAUAAGCUACGCAUUGCUUUCAAAAAGCAGAAGGAAGUUGAAGAUCCAAAACAAAUCAAAGAACUGAUUAGCAGAGGCAACUAUGUUAUCAAAGAACUGGAAACUUUGUAUUUUUUGAAACGCUACAGAACACUGAAAGGACGCUACUAUGAAGAGGAACCGCCACCUCCAAAAGCGGCUACAGGACGAUAA